This is a messenger RNA of Astyanax mexicanus (Mexican tetra), 10899 nucleotides long. RefSeq names its product CTAGE family, member 5 (gene mia2). Gene Ontology annotation, biological process: endoplasmic reticulum to Golgi vesicle-mediated transport; protein secretion; vesicle cargo loading. Gene Ontology annotation, molecular function: protein binding. The record is from RefSeq and is a predicted model, not a curated record. Lineage: Eukaryota; Metazoa; Chordata; Actinopteri; Characiformes; Acestrorhamphidae. The transcript is spliced from 31 exons. Bases 235 to 8841 code for a protein of 2868 amino acids. Gene Ontology annotation, cellular component: endoplasmic reticulum exit site; endoplasmic reticulum membrane.
AUGAUUGGCUUAAGAAAAAGUGAUUGACAACGAAAGUGUAGUAUCUGACUGGCUGCAGUCGAAAACGAUUGACACAUGCUCCGCCCUUUAGCCACGCCCACUGAGGCUCUUUGGUCUGCCGCAUUACCUUUCACAAGCUCCUGAUUUUCUCCAGUGUUUCAUACAGAAAUAGCUCUCCACCGCCAGCCAAUCCCAGCGCAGAGGGCGGGAUGUGUCGGAAUACAGGUGGGAAAAAUGAGUGCAGCCUUGUCAUCAUUUAGCUACUAUAAAUGUAAUGGACCCGGACGAGUUGCUUCACACUUCCGAGAAAAGACGCCACUACGGACAGCGAUGAAAUUACAGUCUGAUCGGCCUCCAGCUCUCUCUCUUUCUCUCUCUCUCUCUUUCAAUUUCUCUCUCUCGGGGUUCAGAGGGAACAGGACUCACCUGGAUGAAGCUCCUCAGGGUGCAGGACUGAUCAUGAGGUUCUCCAGGGUUCUGAUCUCCCUGCAGAUCCUCCUCGGUCUGAUCUCAGGAACUGAGGGUCUGAUGUCUGAUUAUAAAACAUGUGGAGAUCCAGCCUGUGAACGUAUGAUGAGUCGGGUUCAGGCCCUGAAGGAUCAUCAGGCUCGGGACUGCAGGUUUCUGAGCUUCAGAAAGGGAGAUAUGAUCGAAGUUUAUCACAAACUGUGGGGAAAGAGGAGCGACCUGUGGGCCGGCAGCAUAGAUCAGCAGAUUGGAUAUUUUCCGAGAGAUGCGGUGAAGAUUGAUGAGGUGUUUGUUGAUGAGAAAAAUGAGAUAAAAACGGAAACUCAGCAAUACGACUUCUACUGCAUCGAUGAAUUUGGUUCUUUAUUCGAGAGUGAUUCCAGUGAAAUUGACGAUCUGGAUGAUCAAGGCAAUCAAGAUGAUCAAGAAGAACAAGGCGAUCAACAUGAUCAAGACUACCGUGAUGCUCGAGAAGAUCAAAGGGCCAACUCUGAACAAUUAGGUAACAGUGAUUUUGAUGAUCCAGUCUCAAAAUCAUCUCAAACUGAUUCCAAUAUCAAAAGAGAGGAGGACACUCAAGCUAAUCCUAAACAAGAUCAGGAGAAAUCGGAAAACAGCGGGUCCUCCUGGAUCGGUUCUGCUGUUACCGGCUGGUUUGGUGGUGGAGAAGUAAGCCAAGAAGAAAGCAAAGAAGAAAGCAAAGAAGAGAGCCAUGAUGAACCACAAGGAGAAGACGUAAAAGAAAAAGACGUCCAGGUUGAAGGAUCUUUUAAAAGCAGAAAACUGGCAUUGGACAUCGAUGGAAACCAACUGGGUGAUGAAAAACAAGCUGAGACUCUUGGCUGGAUUGGUGGUGAACUCACAAACGUUUUUGGAUUUGGGAAAAAGGCUUCAGAGGAUGACACCAAGGAUUCACCUGAGGAAAUAAUAGAAAAUAAAGAGAUUUUAGAUCCAGAUUCAAAUACAAAAGAGUCCAGUUCUUGGCUGGGAAUGGGAAUAAGAGAUGUUUUAGGCUUUGGAGGAGGAGAUGACCUUAAAAAACCUGAAGCUGAAGACAAAGAUGAAGGAAUAUUUUCAACCAUUCUUAAAGAUGAACCAAGUCAACCUUUGGACAGCAUUGAGGAUACAGAACAAGGUGACAAAAAUGUUCCAAAUAAAGCAGAACAACAAGAAACUUCAAGAUCUUAUGAGGAUAAUGUGGAUCAUCCUCCAGCUGAUGCGGACACUAAAACUGAGGAUUCAGGAUGGUACGGCAGCGUCUACAGCAGAAUUACCAAUCUUUACGGAGACGCUCAAGAUAAUACCAGUAAUAAUGAUGACAGUGUUAGUAAAGAUGGUGGAAGUGACAGUGUUUUAGAGCCAGAUGACUCAAAACUGACUCAAAACACACUUGAAACAGAAGGCCAAGAUACAGAAACAGGGCAACAGUCUCAGAUAUUUUCUGACAAACAACUUUCAACAGCGUUCGAUGAUCUAAAAUCUCAAUUUCCGUCAGACACGGCCGAGACAGAAGUUCAAAAAACUCAGGAGGACAAGCCUCCAGAGCAGACAGAUCCAGGUAAGGAAGCCUUUGUUGAGAAGAAGAUUGAUUAUGAUGAGGAAAACAAUAAAAACAAUGGUGGUGAUGAGAUUAAUCCAAGCUCCACAGGCGAUCUGAUCAGUGAAAAGCUUGAGAAACCCAUCUCUCCCUCAGUUGACGUAAGAGAUGAUGUACAAAUAAUAAAAGAGACAGAAAUGCCUGAACCAAAUGAGGUUGACGACGUCAUGCAGGCUGAGGUGAGAGUAGAAACAAGUUCAAAAGAUCAGACAAAGCAGAGCCAAACUGAUGGAGAAAAUGAAAAAGAUACAGAUAUUUAUGGUGGAAAAGUGUUGACAGAUGGUAGCAUAGACAAUAUGGCUGGUGUUGAUGACUCUGGCACUUUAAAACAGCCUGAAAGUCCAACUGAAAAGAGAUUACUCCAUAAAGAACCUCUGGAAACAGUUGAAACAGGUGAAGUACUAGUUGGUGAGGUUCUGAACACUGAAGCAAGUGUAGACAAUGCUCAAACAGAUCUCACCAUUGAUCAAAGUGACAACACCCAAUCAGUGCUUAAUAGUGGUAAGGCUGCGAUGUUAUCUGAUGAACCAGCCCUGAAUGAGUUGGUUGAAACUAAGAAUUUAACCGAAAAUAUUUUAAAUAUUCCCUCUGAUAGCGUGACAGUUAUGGACACAAAUGAGGAUGAUGUAGCACAAUUGAAAGAACAGAAAGAAGAUAAUAAUGCUGAUCUAAUAAGUGAUAACAAUCAAAAAACUAACAUAUUUAGCGGUUAUUUUGACUAUUUCAGUGCCCAAAAGGACACAAAACCUGAGUCAAAUUCAGACUCUACUUCUGAAUCAGCUGUAGAUGCUAAUAAACAUGAGCAAAUCCAGCAGGUUGAUCCCAAAACUAAGCAAUCUGACAGUAAAAGUUACAAAGAAACACAAUCUGAAGAAGAUUCAGCUUUUAACACAACAGACGAAGAAAGUGUAGAUGAUUUACUAAAGAGUGAGAAAGGACCUGAAUCCAUUCUGACCAGCCAAAGAUCAAAAACAGAGCAUGCACUGCAAAGUUCAGCCACUGAUAAAAGUUCAGAUAUUGCUGAAAGCUCAGAAAAAGCUAAAAGAGGAGAAAGCAAAGAGGAAUGGAAGCGUGAGAUUGUUCCAGAUGUUUCCAAACAGGAAUACAGUACAUCUGAGAAAGUAGCAGAUGCUACGGUAAUCCAGUCAAAAGAAAUUCAAGAUAAAAUCCCAUUAAAACAGAGCACUGAUACUGAAAAUCCCAGUGAUGCUAACACCGCUAAUGAAGAACUUAGCUCAGAUAGCACUGAAGACUUUACCACAGACAAAGAAAGCAAUAUUACCACAGAAAAUGAAAGUCAGAAAGAGUUUGAACAAGAAAAAAUUACUGAAAAUGCUAGUGAGGGAGCUAAAACUCUUACUGAAGAACGUACAGAACAUGCUAGCAAAACUGAAGAUGUUAAUACUAAUCACAUUGCCUCUAAGAUUAGCCUAGAUAGCACUAAAGACUUCACUACAGAUAAGACAAGUGAUAUUUUAUUAGAAAAUGAAAGCAAUGAAGCAACUGAGCAACUUACUGAAGAACAUACAGAUCAUGUUAGCAUAACUGAAGAUGCUAAUACUGAUCACGUUGCCUCUAAAAUUAGCCUACAUACCACUGAAGACUUCACUACAGAUAAGAAAAGUGAUAUUUUAUCAGAAAAUGUAAGCACUGAAGUAACUGAGCAAGACAAAAUGACUGAAAAUGCUAGUGAGGAAGCUAAAACACUUGAUGUCAAAUAUGGCGAUCCUGUUAGCAUAGCUAAAGAUGCUAAUACUGAUCACACUGACUCUGGCAUUAGCUUAGAUAGAACUAAAGACUUAAACACAGAUAAAGAAGGCAAUAUUACCUCAGAAAAUGAAAGUCAAAGAGAGUUUGAACAAGAAAAAACAACUGAAAAUGCUAGUGAGGAAGCUAAAACACUUGAUGUCAAAUAUGGCGAUCCUGUUAGCAUAGCUAAAGAUGCUAAUACUGAUCACACUGACUCUGGCAUUAGCUUAGAUAGUACUAAAGACUUCACCACAGAUAAAGAAAAUUAUAUUUCCUCAGAAAAUGAAAGUCAGAAAGAGUUUGAACAAGAAAUAACAAUUCUAAAUGUUAGUGAGAAAGCUAAAGCACUUCUUAAAGAACAUACAGAUCAUGUUAGCAUAACUGAAGAUGCUAAUACAAAUCAAAUUGCCUCUAAGAUUAGCCUAGAUAGCACUAAAUGUAUCGCCACAGAGAAGAAAAGUGAUAUUCUCUCAGAAAAUGAAAGCCAUGAAGAAACUGAGCAAGAAAAAACAACUGAUAAUGCUAGCGAAGAUGCUAAAACACUUGAUGUGAAACAUGGCGAUCCUCUUAGCAUAGCUGAAGAUGCUAAUACAGAUCAUAAUGCUGCCGAAAUUAAAUUAGAUGACACUAAAGACUUCACCACAGAUACGGAAAGUGAUAAUCUCUCAGAUAAUAAACAUCAUAAAGGAUCUAAACGAGAAGAAACUGUUAAAAAUGCUAGUGAAGAUGCUAACGCACUAGAUGAAGAACAUAGCAGUCAUGUUAGCAUAGCUGAAGAGCACACUGCUCUUGACGUUAGCUUAGAUAGCACUAAAGACUUUGCCAAAGAUGGGGAAAGUACUGUUCUUUCAGAAAUUAAACAUAAGAAUGGGUUUGAAAAAGGAGAAAAUUUUCUAAAUAUAAUGCCUGAUGGAGCUAAAGAUGCUAAUACAGAUCACACUGUCUCUGAGAUUGGACUAGGUAGCUCUAAAAACAUCCCCACAGCUGAGGAACAUGGUUUUAUCUCAGAAACUAAUCAUGAGAAAGAUUUUAAACAAGAAGAACCCAUCAAAAAUGUUAAUAACAAAGCUGAAAUGCUUGAUAAAGAACUUGGUGAUCAUGUUAACCUAGAUAAAAAUGUUGUUGCUACUCAUACUGCCUCUGACAUUAGCCUAGGUAGUACUGAAGACCUCAACACAGAAAAGAAAAGUGAUAUUCUCUCAGAAAAUGAAAUCAAGAAAGGGUUUGAUCAAGAAGAACCAGUUCAAAAUGCUAGUGAGGAUGCUAACACACUUGAUGGAAAACAUUUCAAUCCUGUUAGCAUAGCUCAAGAUGCUAAUAAAGACCAUAUUGUCUCAAACAUUAGCAAAGAUAGCACUUUAAACUUCACAACAGAUAAGGAAAGUGAAAGUCUGUCAGAAAAUGAACGUCAGAAAGGGUUUAAACAGGAAGAACCUGUUAAAAAUGCUAGUGAGGAUGCUAACACACUUGAUGGCGAAUAUUUCGAUCCUGUUAGCAUAGAUCAAGAUAGUACAGACCAUAUUGUCUCAAACAUUAGCACUGUAGACUUCACCUCUGAUAAGGAAAGUGAACGUCUGUCAGAAAAUGAAAGUCAGAAAGGGUUUGAACAAGAAGAACCUAUUCCAAAUAUUACUGAGGAUGCUAACGCUCUUGUUCGUGAAGAUGGAAUUGAACUUACAGUGGAGACUCGCACAUCAAAUACGAUAAAUGAAGAUAAAAAUUAUAAAAGCCUCAUAUCAGAUGAUCUAAAAGCUAAUAAUGGAGAUAAUCUGAAUGUUGUGGACCAGGAACGGCAUGAAGAUCUCCACACAUCAACAAAAUCUGAGGAAAAAUUGGAACAAAUCUAUGAUACACAUAUUAAACCCACUUCAGAUUCUCAACUAUCAAUAUCAAUACGCAAACACUACCCCAACCUACGAGCUCAACUCAGUGAGGAGAAUAUAAAGGAUCUUUUGGGUGUCUUUGGUGGACACAAGUUAUCAUGGCUGGACAAAACCCUGGGACGAGCUGAAAACCUUCACCUGGAAGGCCAAAGGGAAAAUAUUGAAGAUCUUUCUAAGCUGGAUGACUUUGAGGUGGAAUAUUAUCUAAAAAUACGAGCCAAUCAUGGAGAAGACGAUGAGACGUUUGCUAAAGUAGAUGCCCUUUUGUCCUCUCUAAGAAAGACGCUUAUGCCUGUGGUAACAGAAGGCAGUGUAGAUAAAGUCCCAGAUCUUAGUCAAAACCAGCCUGGAGAUAAAGGUAGUUUCAUUCCCAAAAAUCAGGAAGCACCAAUAUCUGAUCCAGAGCCUGAGAAAGAUGAUAAAACUGAAUUCAGCCUCAGUACGGACGACACGGACAGCCUGAAUUCUGUCCCUGAAGAACAGAUCAAGUCAGGAGACGUAGCUGAACAGAGCCCUAUUGUGGAGAACUUCCCAACGCUGGAUGGAGAUUCAACAAAGUCUGAUAAAACUGGAUUUAACUCUCAGGAACAUUCUGGCACUGAGGAGUUUGUGGAGCCUAAACAGAUGCUAAGUGCAGAAGAUCUGUACCGGUAUGCAGCUUUUGUGGGUGAAGGCACUUCCUACACCUUUACCUACGUCAUACAGAAGAGUGCACACCUGAGAGAUGUCAUGUAUGAGGAUUUAACGAUGGCGGAGGAGUUUAAGGGCGAGUCUGCUGCCCCCGAGGCGAGUGAUAUCGCGGGAACGGCGAGGAUUUACUACAGUCUGGCGCUGGAGAAGAUUAGAGAUGUCGUGCAGUCACUUCCUGAUGAUAUCCGGCCGGGUCCUGACCUUUACGGCCUGCCCUGGGAGGUGGUUUUGGUCACCAGUGUGUUGGGUCUCUUCACUGUACUUCUGUUUAGCUGCAGGUUCAUCCAGUCUAUUAAAAGCAGACUUUAUGCGAGUAAAGAGAGGAGAAUGGGACAAAAAGUGGCCGAGCUUCUGGAGGAGAAGUGUAAAGUACUGGAGACACUCAGCGAGUGCCAACACAAGUUUAAGAAACUGGAAACUGCACUGCAGAAUGGAGGAGUCGCAGCUCAGGCCUCAGAAAAAGAAAAUCUCGAGGUGAUGUCUAAGAAACUGGAUCAGUCGAAUGCUGAGAUGAGGAGUGAUAUAGAGAGGCUGCAGGAGGAGCUGGAGAUCCAGAGCAAGUUCAGGAAACAGCAGGAAGAGCAGCUUGCAGAACUGGAAAAUACGUUAAAAAACCUGGAGGAGGACGCUAAAGAACGCAAAGUACAGUUAGAACAGGAUAAGACCACUCUAAAGAUCCAUGAAAUGAACACAGAGAGACUGCAGAAGAAACUUGUGGAGGCCAGAGAGGAGAACACCAUGCUGCUGGAGAGUAAAGCUCAGUUGGUGCAGGAGGCUGAGGGCUGGGGCGAGAGGCUCAGUGAGUUGGAGGAGGAGAAGAGGAUGUGUGAGAGAUCACACGCCGGCAUGGUGGAGGACUGCACUAAUAAAGAUGAACGCAUCAAGUCGUUAACAGACUGUCUGUUAAAGAUGAAGGACUGGGAUUCGGAGGAGGAGGAGGGCGGUGUGGACGGCAGCAGUGCUGCUACCGGAUCAGAGAAUGGAGAUGCUUCAGAUGUUCAGCAGAAGCAGAAACUUCAGAAGCUCAUCCAUGCAGCUAAGAUGAGUGCAGAUCUGAAGGCUAUAGAGGAGGAUAAAGGUCGAGUGUUUGCCAAACUUUCAGAUGAACUUAAAGCCAAAGAAGAUCUCCAAGAGGGGAUCCAGCAGCUCCAGCAGGAGAAAGAGUCUCUGGAGUCCGACAGCUCCACAUUCACCACGGAAAUCCAGAAGCUGCAGCAGAAACUGCAGAUCAUGACCGAGAUGUACCAGGAGAACGAGCUCAAACUGCACAGGAUGUUAACGGUGGAGGAGAAGGAACGGCUGCAGAAAGAGGAGAAACUCAACAAGGCUGGGAAAAAGAUUAACAUGGCUGCAGAGGAGUUAAACACGUACAGGCUGAGAGCUAACGAUCUGGAGGAGGAGCUGGACCGGACCAGCCAGGCCUACAGAAACCAGAUUGCUUCACAUGAGAAGAAGGCUCAUGAUAACUGGCUGGCAGCACGAGCUGCAGACCGAGACCUCAGCGAUGUGAAGAGAGAGAACUCUGUACUCCGACAGAGACUGACGGACUACCAGUUUAAACUGGAGCUUAUGGAGAAAGAGCCAUACGCACGGGAAGCUCCGGGCAGGCCGGUGUUCAGAGGUGAGAGAUCUCCAUAUGGACCGUCUCCACUCGGGCGUCCGGCUUCAGAAACACGUGCCUUCUUAUCCCCUCCCACACUGAUGGACGGACCUCCACGGAUCUCCCCGCAGUUUCCCAUGAUGCCCGGUGGCAGAGUGUCUCGUGGAGUGGUGGAGCCCCCUGCUGGUGGUUUAGAGGGUGAUAGGAGUGGGCCGCACUCAGACAGCGGCUCUGCAUCUCCCAGCUGGGAGAAAGAGCGCAGGGGCCCCGGGCCCCUCCCAGGUCCCCCUCCUCCAGACCCAGGCAUGCUUUACAGGAGACCCCCACCCGGACCCUUUCCCAUGGGCCCACCGCCCCCACGGCCGCCCCCUCCUGAUGCCUACUAUGGAGAAAAGCCUGAUUUUCUGGGAAACAGCUCGGGACCCGGGGAGAACGAUAGCCGAGACAGCCUGCGCUCGAUGCACGGGGACAUGAGGGUUCCUCCUGAUGCUGAUAUGAGGAUGGGUCCUCCUCCAGGACCUCCAAUGGGCCUGCCCCCUCCAAUGGACCCCAGAGACCCCCACUUUCCCCGAAGAAUGCCAUACGGACCCCCUGACUACUUCCCUCCUCGGGGGCCUGGGUUUCCUCCAAUGGGCAUGCGAGGACCACCUCCUCCUGGGAUGUUCCCCAGACCUCCACUGCCUCACCCCAUGGCGUACCCACCAAUGAGACCUCCACCCGACGGCUUUAUACCCGGACCCCCUCUCAGACCCCCACCACCCGACAGCUUUCAGCCCGGACCUCCGCCCAGACCCUCACCCCCGGGCAGCGAGCAGCCGCCGGAGCAGCCUCCCUCUCCCCACCACGUCAUCUGAGCCAGAGCUGCACGAGAGGACUGAUUUAAUAUUACGAUACUUGAAGACGAUGUCCUGAUAUUCAACGUACGCAUUUAGCAUAUUCAGCUCUGAUGAUAUUCAGAUAAUAUUGCUGAAAUAAACUGGACUGUGGCUGGAUUUAAAGAGAAAAUUAAAUAUAUACAUAAUUUCACACUGAAAUUUCUGCACUUUUUAGUGAUUUCCCUGCUUCCAGCUCACCUGAUCCAACAAAUCAGCUCAUUUAAAGCCCUUUAUCGAGUUGUGUUUGGAAGUUGGUUUGUUUUGCUGCUUUUCUUUUACAUCAGAAGAAGUCAGUUUACACUGUUUCAAAGUUACACUGUUUCGAAAUAAAACGUAAAGUAAGAACUUUAAGAUGACCUUAAAUGGUUUGAACAAUAUUUUCCAGCGAUUUUCAGCAAAUCCAACUUAAAUAUAAGUUUCAAGGUCCCAGGUUAGCAUUAUAGCACUUGUUAGCCCUGUCUCCAGAUAGCAUUGUUAGCAAUUGUUAGCCUAGUCUUAGGAUAGCAUUAAUAACCUUAUCCCAGGCUAGCAUUGUUAGCAAUUUUAAGUCUUGUCCCAGGUUAAAAUGGUUAGCUAUUGUUAGCCGUGUACCAGGUUAGCAUUGUUAGCAAUUGUUAGCAUGGUCUCAGGUAAGCAAUGUUAGCAGUUGUUAGCCUUGCCCCAGGUUAGCAUUGUUAGCCAUGUCUCAGGAUAGCAUUGUUAGCAAUGGUUAGCCCUGUCUCAGGUUAGCAUUAUUAGCAAUUGUUAGUCUUGUCCCAGGUUAGCAUUAAUAACCUUGUCCUAGGAUUGCUUUGUUAGCAAUUGUUAGCCCUGUCCCAGGUUAGCAUUGUUAGUACGGAUGUAAACAAAUACAUUUAUCUUAAUAUAUCGCAAUUCUUUUGUAAUAUUGUUUCGAUUUUCAAAAACAGAAUUGAUAAUUAUUGUAAUUAUUAGUUUAGAUAUAAAGAUUGGUGUCAGAAUUGGAUUAUCUUCUUGGAUUCUGAACUCGUUCAGGGUUUGUAAAGCUCUCCCGACUAAAACUUCACUUUUGAAAAAAUCUGACAUCUGAGUUAAAAUGGAACGCAGCAUUAGAAAACGGAAAUCACUACAAUGUGCAGGACUGAGAAACGAAAGAACACUGCCUUAAAGUGUAAUUAAUUACAAUUUAUUUAUUUACACCAGUCAAGCAUAACAUUAUGACCACCUCCUUGUUUUUACACCAAUUAUUUAUAUAUACACUGAUCCUAUAGGACCCUUUGUAGUUCUUUGUAUUGUUGAGAAGGAUAAUGGGUGUAGAAACAAAGUUAUUUAACGUUAAUAAAAGAAGUAAUGGCACAGAUUAUUUGCGUACGAAGUAUUAAAGAUAGUUGGGAUGUGCUCAUCCAUCACCUGAGCUCUCUGUCUGCACAUUCUGUGUGCCACUUCCUGUUGUUUACCCGAGGGCCACUUCCUCUGAUGUGUAACCUUUCUGGUCACAUGACCGUCUUUCUUCUUGAUUUUUUUUUCCUCGUUUACUGUCUCAUUUCAGCGGAGAGAGAGACGAGCUGGUUACGAAAUGAAGAGGAAGAAGAGCUUAAGCACAGAUCAGAACAAAACUGCAGAUAAUAUAAUCAAAAUCUUAUUUAAAAAUCACAAAAACUACAGAAUAAGAGUCUCAGACCUUUACCCAGACAGAGUAGCAUCAGGAUGAUUAACUGAAGUGCUUGUGUUGAUCAGUGAUAUUUAAUAAAGUGCUUUUUUAUAAAAUAAAAAGGUAAAAUAAAUAAAUAUAUAGGAGAGAGAGAGAGAGGUUGGUUGUAUAUACAGGAAUUGUAUUGAUAUUAUAUUGUGAAUAAAGUGAUGUAUAUACACAGGCCUUCACCAACACCACUCUCUUUAACUGUUGAAAGUCUUAUAUAUAUAUAUAUAAAAAGAGAAUAAAUGAGAGAAAAUGUGAUUCUGCUUAAUCGUCCAUGUGUUUUGUGUAUUUAUAGAUUAUUUUGUGAAGUGUCUGCCUUGAGGAUGUAUUUCAAAUGGCCAAAAUGUAAAAAACUUUAAUAAUAAACUAAUUUUAAAGAG